Messenger RNA from Hibiscus syriacus, 597 nucleotides. RefSeq lists its product as uncharacterized. Gene Ontology annotation, molecular function: chromatin binding. The transcript has 5 exons. Bases 235 to 585 code for a protein of 116 amino acids. The record is from RefSeq and is a predicted model, not a curated record. Gene Ontology annotation, cellular component: nuclear inner membrane. Lineage: Eukaryota; Viridiplantae; Streptophyta; Magnoliopsida; Malvales; Malvaceae.
UAUGCUAAAGUCAUGUGCUAUUAGACUAGGACAGUUUGGGUUCAGAAAAAUGAUCUCUGGAAUGAUUUAGAUGAACACAAGUUGAUGCAAAAUGUUGGCUCAGACCAUACCACAUAUGUGUAUACAAAAAGAAAGGCAAUGGAGACAAUAUCUAAAUCAUUAGAGACGAGAGCAAAUCUCCAUGGGUUACAGGAAUUCAAGUGUCUAGAUGCUCUGGCAUAGUAUUACAAACCUAUGACCUGCCGUAUCCGUGAAUUGGUAUUCAAUCGUGCUCAUAUAAUUUUGCCUGUUUGUGCAGCGCUUAUAGGAUGUGCAGUAUUAUUUUGGAAAGCCCGUAAGAGAAGGUAUCUUUUAGCUAGAGCAGAGGAGCUAUACAAUCAGGUCUGUGGCAUGCUUGAGGAGAAUGCCUUGAGGUCAAAGAGCAUGGAUGGGGAAGGUGAAUCAUGGGUUGUUGCUUCAUGGUUGCGAGAUCAUCUCCUUUUGCCUAGGGAAAGAAAUGGUCCUCAGUUAUGGAAAAAGGUAUGUUUUACAUGCCUAUGCUCAUUGAUCGAGUAUGAUGUUGCCUUUUCUUUCAUAGUUGGUUAGAAGUUAGGCGUA